UGAACUUCCAAUUCAGUUAUAAUUUCGUCGCUCUAACCGCCAACACGGUCCGACGGCUGAACGUGGAGACGUGUUUUUAGUUUACUAAUAGCCCGUAGUCAACUGCUCGUUUGUUUUAACCAAAAACCGAAUGGCUUUAGUUUGAUUGCUUAAUUCAUUUUCAAAUAUCGAUCUGAUUGGAUUCAGUCCACCUUGAAGUUGGGAUCGAUUUAAUAGCCCUCGCGAUUGCAUUUCAAACAAGCCGAAGGCUUCUCAGCACCACCUGAACGAACGUGUGGGUGGUUGGUUUCCUUCUUUUUUUUUUAUAUAAUCUGGAACAUUUUCGACAACUUCUCGUGUGCGAAGCUACAUAGUGGCAUUGGUUUGAUGCGGCCGACACGCGUUUCCCCAACAGCCGGAGCACAUGUGCGGGUUACAUUUUAGGACGCGUAACAGUCCGUCUCAGAAGACGUCCCUCCGCUGGGGCGACUGCUGUCUAGCCUAGUCUAGUCUAGUGUUUCGACCGUCUAGUGUGCGAGUUCCUUGGCCGGAGACCUCAUCCUCGAUUUCGAUUCCCUCGCGACUCACUGCUACGGUGCACAGCCCGCAUCCACCAAGAGCCCUUUUGGAGCAGGAAAUGUUGCAUAAGUCGAGGCGCAUUUGAUUGGCGCGCUUCUUUGAUUGCCGUCGCUAAGCUUCAGAAUCGAAAAUUGGCGUCCGCUUGAACUUGGCGCACAAAUCGCAAGACAGAGCCGAAAGGUCAAACCCAUUCCGAGAGUAUUUGGUUACAGCAGCGCGUGGAGAGCCGUGAUUUUCGUAGCCAAGGACACGACUGAACUGCAAGGAUGAUCAAUAUCGCUGGCGUUGUGAGCAUCGUGCUCUUCUACCUCCUGAUCCUGGUCGUGGGCAUUUGGGCCGGUCGCAAGAAGCAGUCCGGCAAUGAUUCGGAGGAGGAGGUCAUGCUGGCCGGACGCUCCAUCGGCCUCUUUGUGGGCAUCUUCACCAUGACGGCCACCUGGGUGGGUGGCGGCUACAUCAACGGCACGGCGGAGGCUAUAUACACAUCGGGUCUGGUGUGGUGUCAAGCUCCAUUUGGAUACGCUCUAAGCUUGGUAUUUGGUGGCAUCUUCUUUGCCAAUCCCAUGCGCAAGCAGGGUUACAUCACCAUGCUGGAUCCGCUGCAGGAUUCCUUUGGUGAACGAAUGGGAGGAUUGCUCUUCCUGCCCGCUCUCUGCGGCGAGGUCUUUUGGGCAGCCGGCAUCCUGGCUGCACUUGGAGCCACUCUGUCGGUGAUCAUCGACAUGGAUCACCGCACCUCGGUGAUCCUGUCAUCCUGCAUCGCCAUCUUCUACACACUGUUCGGUGGUCUCUACUCCGUGGCGUAUACGGACGUCAUCCAGUUGUUCUGCAUCUUUAUCGGUCUCUGGAUGUGCAUUCCCUUCGCCUGGAGCAACGAGCACGUGGGCAGCCUCAGUGACCUGGAGGUGGAUUGGAUUGGGCACGUGGAGCCUAAAAAGCAUUGGCUGUACAUAGACUACGGUUUGCUGCUCGUCUUUGGUGGCAUUCCCUGGCAGGUCUACUUCCAGCGGGUGCUGUCCAGCAAAACGGCAGGAAGGGCCCAGCUUCUGUCCUAUGUUGCGGCCGCCGGAUGCAUUUUGAUGGCCAUUCCCCCGGUGCUCAUCGGAGCGAUUGCCAAGGCCACACCUUGGAACGAGACAGAUUACAAGGGACCCUAUCCCCUGACCGUGGACGAGACGAGCAUGAUUCUGCCCAUGGUGCUGCAGUACCUCACGCCCGACUUCGUGUCCUUCUUUGGACUGGGCGCUGUUUCUGCCGCCGUGAUGUCCUCCGCCGACUCCUCGGUGCUCUCCGCCGCCUCCAUGUUCGCCCGGAACGUGUACAAAUUGAUUUUCCGUCAGAAGGCGUCCGAGAUGGAAAUCAUUUGGGUGAUGCGAGUCGCCAUCAUUGUGGUGGGCAUCCUGGCCACCAUCAUGGCCCUCACCAUUCCCUCCAUCUACGGCUUGUGGUCCAUGUGCUCGGAUCUCGUCUACGUCAUCCUGUUCCCGCAGCUACUGAUGGUGGUGCACUUCAAGAAGCACUGCAACACGUACGGCAGCCUGUCGGCAUACAUUGUGGCCCUGGCCAUCCGACUGUCGGGCGGUGAGGCCAUCUUGGGACUGGCUCCGUUGAUCAAGUAUCCGGGAUACGAUGAGGAGACCAAGGAGCAGAUGUUCCCCUUCCGCACCAUGGCCAUGCUGCUCAGCCUGGUCACGCUCAUCUCGGUCUCCUGGUGGACCAAAAUGAUGUUCGAGUCCGGCAAGUUGCCGCCCAGCUACGACUACUUCCGUUGCGUGGUCAACAUUCCGGAGGAUGUGCAGCGUGUGGGCGAUCCCUCGGAGUCGGGUGAGCAGCUAUCCGUGAUGGCUGGACCACUGGCCCGAUCCUACGGAGCGGCCACCAUGGCGGGCAAGGAUGAGCGCAAUGGCCGCAUCAAUCCCGCCCUGGAAUCGGACGACGAUCUGCCGGUGGCGGAGGCACGUCGCAUCAACCAGGAGACGGCGCAGGCGCAGGUCAAAAAGAUGCUGGAUAAUGCCACUGGGGUGAAGCCGUCGGGCGGAGGAGGUGGCCACCUCCAGAGCCAAAGCGGGAUGGCCAUGCCCACGGCGGAGCAGGACAAUACGGCCUUCUGAGCGGAGUAGCGGAGAAUCCCAUGGCAUCUGGGCAGCUGAAUGCCCGAAAAUAGGCUGCAGUUGAUACCAGAGAAUUAUCCGAUUUUAUGUUGCGCUUGUUAGGGGGACACAAAUGGGGGAAGUUGGGGUCAUCAUCGGAUCGUGGAACGGAGUACAGAAAGUAUUAGGAAACGUACGUUAAACACACAAGUGCUCAGGUAAAAAGUGCAGAAAGCUGAUCGUAAGGUUUACAUUUUCAUUUAGCCAACAUAUUGUGUAUAGUUUCUACAAGCUUAAAGCGUUGUUCUAUCGGUAUUCAUUUUGAUGUUAGAGUAUCUAUCUAUCUAUGUGUAAAUGUUCAGAAGUCAAUUGACGACGAAUACAUAUCAACUGCAUUUUCCUAGCCCGAGAAUGGCCCAGGAACACGUAUUAACCCAGAAGGAAUUGGCCCAGUUUAAAGAGGCUAUGGAAUUAGGUGACGAGCAUUUGAGCAAUAUGAAUUGGCAUUCCUGGCAUUAGCAUAUCGAUCAUAUACUAUACUAUAUAGAUGCAUACAAUGUGAAUCAUGUGUCCUUCCAGAACGAACAAAGCUAAGCAAAACUAACUAACUAACAAACCAAUGCAAACGAAACAUAUCAAAAAAGAAGCAAGGAAGUAUAUCAAUAUACAUAUCACUCGUAUAUAGGAAAAUCGGGGUAUAAAAAACAUCCACUAUAUCCAAACAGUAGUCGUGUAAGUGGGCGAAAACGAGGCAUAUCGAGUUAUAUAGGAAUGAAUUUUAGCUGCUCUCAAAGAGCAAAAACCACAAGGUACAUACAUGGCAGUUGAGGCACAGGAAUGCAGAUACAUAUAUAUAUAUAUAUAAAACAAGUUGCGUCGUAGUACCUAAAUAUAUACCUAUACAAAUCAUAUACACAAGCAUAUAUAUACAUGCAUAUCUAGAAGCCAGCCACUGAAUUUAGAGAGUUAUACCCAAAGGAAACACCCACACCCACUGACCCACGAACCUGCUAAAGAACCAUUGGCAAAGGGAGUUUCCGAUCUACAUACAUAUAUAGACAAACACACGCUGCCUGAACCCCAAACCUCAAAUCCCAACCUUUGAUCUCAAAGUUACUCGCAGAUACAAUGCCCAUUUUGCAGAUAUAGUUUACCAAGAGAUGGGCGUUGGUUCCUUCACUUCAAAGUCACUCGGCUCGUUUGUUGCUCUUUCGAUCCCUUGGAAAGAACUAAUCCAAAUCCAAAUCUAAAUCUGAAAACUGAAUAACUAAACUAAUAUGCGUAACUAACUUGGUAACAUACUAACAUACAACUCAUUGAAUUGUAAUAAAUGUUGACUGCUUUUUGAUUGAGCCUCGUAUGUUUGUUGUAACGGGGUCGAGUUUUUUAACGUUUACAUAAGUGAAACUAACUAAAAGAAGAUUUUGAGUCCAUUUAGGAUUAUCUAACUACCAUAUGAGCAUAUCAAGCAUAUCCGUUCGUUGUUAUUGUUAUUAUCUCUUGCAUCAGAUCUGAGUGUGUCAAUUUCGAUGGCGUUUGAAUCCGUUUAACUAAGGACUACAAUUUGACUAAAUUUCCACAGAGAUCCUACAUAAAACGUAUGUUAAUUAAGUGUGUGUGUUUGUAUACCAUGUUUCGCGUUUCUUUGUGCAGUUGACCAGGUUUGUAAAUAAGCAAAUUAUAGUUACUCGAAUCGUUUGUAAAGUUACUAUCAACUAAACCAAAACCACCAAAUAAUUUAUGCAUUCAACUGCGAUGACUUACUUCGCUUGGUUAAAACAAACAGUCGAAACGAUUCUGUUUUGCAAUUAGUUAAAUAUAUACUCGUACCUACUUCUGUUAUUGUUAACCAAACUUGGUCCAUCACUCCAAGUUAUCUUAGUGGCAUUAUGUUAACCGAACUAAAUGAAAUUAAAUAAAAAAAAAUACAAAAACAAAUGAAUAGGACGAAGGGUUACGAUAUACAUGAUGUAUUAAAUUUAAACUAAACCGAAUACAUAUCAAUGUUUUAAGCAUAGCGAAAUGGAAUAAAUCGAAAAAAAGGUAUUUAAUAAAUAAAAGGUAUAUAUAUCUACA
Drosophila simulans is the source of this 4724-nucleotide messenger RNA. It is a transcript of the gene ChT, whose product is annotated as high-affinity choline transporter 1. The transcript has 6 exons. NCBI's taxonomy places the organism in Eukaryota, Metazoa, Arthropoda, Insecta, Diptera, Drosophilidae. Gene Ontology annotation, cellular component: plasma membrane. The record is from RefSeq and is a predicted model, not a curated record. Bases 825 to 2669 code for a protein of 614 amino acids. Gene Ontology annotation, molecular function: choline:sodium symporter activity. Gene Ontology annotation, biological process: acetylcholine biosynthetic process; choline transport; transmembrane transport.